Molecule: messenger RNA, 3765 nt
Organism: Daktulosphaira vitifoliae (grape phylloxera)
Lineage: Eukaryota; Metazoa; Arthropoda; Insecta; Hemiptera; Phylloxeridae
Product: polyhomeotic-proximal chromatin protein-like
Exons: 10
Coding region: 482-3253 (923 amino acids)
Cellular component (GO): nucleus
Molecular function (GO): protein binding; zinc ion binding
Source: RefSeq, a predicted model, not a curated record
AGUCUUUAGCCGUAGGUCCGUUCUGUGUUGUGCGUUUGCGUCCGUGUCACCCACCGCCCGAACCCACCCGUGCAACACUUGUGUCCUGUUGGCGGUCGAAGUGGGGACUACGCCAGCUCUGUACGCCGUGUGUUUGUUGCUGUAUUGAUAUUAUCAUCGAUGUCGUCGUCGUCGCGAAUUAUCACAGACGCGACCGUUCAUGUUUAGAUACACCAAAUCAUAAACACAAUUUUUUUUUUUACUAGUCUGCGCAAAGGUAGUAUCGUGUUACGUUCCACAGAGUUUUCAGCCAACGUUCAUCUUACAAUUUUCCGGAUAACUGUGUUUGCGGAGACUACUUGAUUAGUUAUAGUUUUGCUAAUACUAUAGCGAAAUAACUUUGCGUUGUUCAUCAAUUGUUCCAUUUCGAUGAUUCCAGAAGUUCUGUUGCCUUCUUCUAAAAUGCUGUCGUACAUAACAGUUUACAUGAGCAAAUUAAAAAAUGAGUGAGGGGUCGGCACAACAACAGCCUGCCACUGAUGUUCAACAAAUGCAACAAUCACAGCAACAACAGCAGCAGCAACAGCAACAACAAAAUCAGCCACAGCAAUCUCAACAACAGGCACAACCCCAACAAACUCAACAGAUGCAACAAAUGCAACAGCCACAGCAAAUACAAGUUAUGAUCCAGCAACCUCAGAGUCAGGUAGAUAUGCAGCAGCAACAGCAACAGCAACAGUCACAACAGCAAGUACAACAACAGCAACAAUCUCAACAAGUUGCUGUAGCUAAUGGUCAGCAGACAAUUACUAUGCAAAUGUCAUCUGAUGGAACGAACAAUGGCUCUGUACAACUUCCUCACUCUUCGGCUCCAAUGGCAACUAUAGAAACUUCUGGGCAAAUGCAAAUAUCAACCAUGCAGCCUCAGCAGCAACAAGGUCAAGUACAAAUGACAAAUAUGCAAACUCAACAACAGGGUCAAGUUCAACAACAUCCUAUGCAAGCUCAAACUCCUGCACCACAGCAACAAGCUCAAAUUCAACAAAUUAAUGAUUGGAGUCACGGAAGAGUUCAACUAAUUCAACAAGGUGCUCAAUUUUUGCAAUACAACGCCCAGGGUCAAUUGAUUAUGCCUGGAACAAUGUUACAACAUCCAACUUCUGGUGCUAUACAAGUGAUAGCUGCUCCAAAUAAACAGUUUCAAUCUCAGCAAAUGAUCACUACAGCUAAUGCACACAAACAAGUAAUAUCACAAGGACAAGCAACUACAUUUCCAACUGGAUAUGCUGCUAUACCAACUACUACUAAUCAAACACUUGUAAUUGGUCAGUUAGGAGUCAUCAGUAGUCAGCCUAAUAUGAAGCAAAACGAAAUGCAACAAACAUAUACAACUUGUUCUACUGGAAGAACAGUGCAGCAAAAUACACAACCAAUGCAAUUUUCUCCUUGGCAAUUUAAUACAUCACUUCCCCAAGGAAUCACGUGGGCUACACCUCAACCUCAAGCAUUAUUAACUACCCAAAAUCAUCCUAUAUUUAUUAGAGGAGCUCCACAACAAGAUGGCCAACAACAACAAGUACAAACACCAAUGUUUAUACAAAGCCCUCCACCUCAACACCUUCAACAGCAUCAUGGUCAAACUAUGAUGCAAACAAGUAGUGGUGUUAUGCAAAAUAUAGGACAAAUGGUCAGUGGAGGAACAACCACAACUAUAAAAUCGCAACGAGCUGAUAUACAACCCAAAGUAGUAACAAAUACUUCUAGUAUGGGUGCUAAUCGUCAACUUUCAAUUUUACCUUCUGGACAUACAAUACGUCCAAAUGCAACAAUUUCCACUCAAACAUCUACUGGAGUACAACAUUUAAAUCAAAUGCAAAAAACUCAAUUGAAAGUUAGACCUAAAACUAAUGUACGUGGUUUUAGUAUAGCUCCUCAUAAAUCAGAUGCAGCAAAUCAAACUAAUCAAACUAAAUCUGCCCAAUCACCACAAACUAUUAAUACAAAUAAGAUGAUUUUAACAAGUUCUGGGCAAAUUGUACCACAAAUUCAACAACAAACAAUGCAAGUUCAACAUUUACAACAACAACAGCAACAACAUGCUCAACAACAAAUUAAAUUAGUUAGUAUGCAAUCUCCAAAUCAUCAAAUUGUAAGCAUGCAAUCUCCUCAAGUUGCCUUUCAACAACAACAAAUAAUUAAGCCUAAUACAAGUAUGAUGAGCAUGUCUGUGAACUCUCCUCAAAAAAUUCAUAUUCAUCAGUUCCAGCAAGGUCAAGCAAUUGUUAGUAGUCAGCCUCAACAACAAAUUGCUAUACUUGAUAGACCUGUGAUUCCAGUUGUUUCUUGUGCUCCCCAAGUAUCAAUACAAUCCCAAAUUUCUGUUCUACCUCAAGUUCAAACAACUUCAGUUAUACCCUCUCCUGUGAAAUCUGAUGAAACAACUAAAAGUAUUGUUCAGCCACAAGAAACAGUUAAUGUUUCAGUGCCUGAAGUACAUGAAACUUCUACAGUUUCAUUACCUGUUGCAACAAAUGAAGAUAAUAGUAGAGAUAAAGGAUUACCUAAAGCACUUGUAAAACCUCAAGUUUUAACACAUGUGAUUGAAGGAUUUGUUAUUCAAGAAGCAGAUCAACCAUUCCCAGUGAAUCGGUCUUGUACUCUGGCUGAUAUAGCAAGUAGUACUCAAGAUAAAGAAAAUAUCAAAUUAAAUGAUGAACCUCCAAAUAAAAAGUGUAAAUCUGAAAACAGCCCUCAAGAUAAAAGUAAAUGUGACUAUUGUGGAAAGCAACAAGAAUUGCAAAAAUUAAAAGUAAAAAAGAAAUCAAAGCGUUUUUGCUCCCAAGAAUGUUCUAAAAUGUUUGAAAAUAAUUUGAAAAAUGGAUCUGUUGAUAAGAAAAAUGGCAAAAAUUGGGAAUGUGAAAGUAAUGGUUCAAUUGGUGAUUCAAGUAAUACAAGUUCAUCCAUUGAUCAAUCAAAUCGUAUACAAAUUAAUUUAGAUAAGACUGAUAUAAAUCCCGAGUUGUCUUCAAUUAAUCCUCUUACAUGGACUGUCAAAGAUGUUAGAAAAUUUAUUGGUGAAUUAACUGAAAGUGAAGAAAUAGCUGCUGAUUUUGAAAGCCAUGAAAUUGAUGGACAAGCUUUAAUGUUGCUUAAAGAGGAUCACCUUAUCCGGGAUAUGUCAAUGAAGUUAGGACCGGCUCUUAAAAUUUUUGCUAAGUUAGAUACAAUGCGAUUGGAAAAUCCAGAAAUUUUACCACCUACUAAUAAUGCUUAAAAAAAGACUGUCUCUGUAUUCAUUUUCUUCGGUGAAGAUUUUGUAAUGUAUUUAUUUUCAUUCAGUUGGCACUGAUAGUUCAUUACUUGGUAUAAUAUUUUAGUUUAUUUUAAUAGAUGUGAAGUUUUAACUGUUUGUUAAAUUGGCGCAUUAAACUUAAUUUUAUAAACCAUGUCAUUUUUGUAGUACUUAGUUUGGUUAAGUAUUUAAUAAAUAUGAAUAAUUUUUUUAUGAAUUACUUCCUAGUCCUUGACUUUGUAUUCUUAAUUUAUACUUUGUAACAACUAAGCAAAAUUGAUUUUAUAUGGUGUAUUAUAAUUUUUGUGACUCAUAGUUCAUACUCAAUAUUUCUAAUUAAGUUAAGCUUAUUACAUGAUUCUAUAAAUAAAUGUAUAAAUUCAGGAUUUCUUUACUAUAAUAUUAAUAGUUUUAUAUAUAAUUAUAUUAUUGGUAAUAUUGACUCGUAAAAUAUUUAUACUUUAGUAUAUGAAUAAAAUUAAGUGAUUUUCAAU